AUGAAAUAUUAUUUAAAAAAUAAAAAAAAAAUUAAAAGUUUAACCAAUUAAAAUAGAGGAAAACCCCCAAACCUCAAAUCUACUUAAUUGAAAAUCCCAAAUCUUUGGACUAACUAAUUCUAGUGUAUUUAACUUUUUAAAUUUUUGACAGAAGAAGGAAGGCAUGUAUAUUUUCAUUUAGCAGGUAAGCGUUCUUAAAAAGUUGAGAAUGAAAAAAAAAAUGAGGUGAUUCAAAAUACAAGGAAGUUUUAUGAAUAUGCUUAGGAUAUAGCAGAAAAAUUAUUUAAAAUUAAAUGUGAUUCAAAGAGAUGCAUAGUAUUCUUCUUCAGAAAUCCUAAUGAAGAAUAAUCCAUUUAUAAUUUCUCAUAAUAUAUCCAAAAUGAAAUUUACUAAUUUAUAUUAUAUGGAAUUCAUAAACUAUUAUCGGAAAAGUUUGUUUAUGAUCUAAUUUAUAUUUUGGGUCAUGAAAAUGAAAUUAAUAAUGUUAUAGAUUACCUUUUUUAAGUUCAAGAAUAACCCUCUAAUUAUUCCCAAAUAAUUUAAAACCUUUUCAUAAAAUAAAAAAUUUAACGGAUGAAAGAAGAGUAAAAACAAAAACCCUCAAUUGAAAUAGUAUAGUAUGAAUUUUAAGAUUUUCUAAAAGAUGAAAAUACCAGAUAUAGAGUAAGAAUAUUUAUUGAAGAAAUAUUAAAUAUAUUUUAGGCUUAAUCUAAGUAUUAUGAAUAAUAUGGUAUUGAAAAUUGA
This is a messenger RNA of Paramecium sonneborni, 744 nucleotides long. The record is from the annotation of a GenBank genome assembly. Lineage: Eukaryota; Ciliophora; Oligohymenophorea; Peniculida; Parameciidae.